GUUAAUGAUUUUAUAUCAAUUGAUAAACAUUUAAUUACAUUAACCAUCAAUAAAAAUCCUUUUAGAUCUGUAAGGAUAAAAGAAAGCUCUAUUGAAUUUAUUGAAGCUAAAAAUAUAGUUGUAACUUGCAAAUUUAGUGAAUGCCCCGAAUUAUGGAUGAAAAUUCAAAAUUUUUUUUCUUCGUAUGCAGGAAUUUGUGAUGAUUUUAAUCAUAAUCUUACAUUUCUAUACAAAAUAAUUAGAUCUAAUCAUACAGCUUGUUCAUUUUUGCUUUUGGGUAUGUUAUCUAAUAAGAAUCAUACUCAUUAUUUAUUAAUAACUAUUAUAUCAUAUUUACUAGGACUGGCUGAUCCUAUUACUGCCAAAUUUUUUUUAGAACGGUAUAUCAAUGAAAACGAUGAAUAUUCACUUAAAUUAUCUGAUACUAUAAUUGUAUGUUUUCUUUUAGAAUAUGAUUUUAAGCAUAACUCUCCUAUUUUGUUGCUAUUUAAAUUUUUAAUGGUUGAUGCUGCUUGUCAAUGUAUACAUGAUCAAGGUGAUGAAAUUACAAGACAAUAUAAGAAUUUUAAGUUUAUUCAAUAUCUAAACGAUACUAUUGUUUUAAAUGAUAAUGACGAAAUAUUGUUUAGUAAACACAAGGUUUAUAAACCUUUAAGUUUAAUUUGGUAUUUGUUCUCAGAUAUUAAACCGUUAUAUGAACUACGAGAUACAAUUUUUUAUAAUACUUUAUAUAUAAUUAAUAAAUUUAUAUUAAAAAAUGAUAGAUUUUAUUUUUAUAGUAAUAGUCUUGUCAAUUAUACUGCUGAAGAUGAGAAGAAACUAGCGGCAACCUUUGCCGAAUUUAAUUAA
Molecule: messenger RNA, 849 nt
Organism: Vairimorpha ceranae
Lineage: Eukaryota; Fungi; Microsporidia; Nosematidae
Exons: 1
Source: RefSeq, a predicted model, not a curated record